Molecule: messenger RNA, 1433 nt
Organism: Rhea pennata
Lineage: Eukaryota; Metazoa; Chordata; Aves; Rheiformes; Rheidae
Gene: GCNT4
Product: glucosaminyl (N-acetyl) transferase 4
Exons: 2
Coding region: 1-1419 (472 amino acids)
Cellular component (GO): membrane
Molecular function (GO): acetylglucosaminyltransferase activity
Source: RefSeq, a predicted model, not a curated record
AUGAAGAGACAUAAGUGUCCCUACAAAUGUCCUAUAAGAAAGAAGAUUCUGAUCCUGUGUUUUACGGGGUGGCUGCUUGCACUGCUGAAACUCCUCCACGUUGAAAGACUCUUUUUUCCACAUAAGGGCAUUUAUUUGGUUGAGCACUUCUUAAGCACUUCUUCUUAUGUUAGAAACAGGUAUUCCAACCUUAGAAAUGACUUCCAUUAUGAAAUUAAUUGUUCAUCUAUAUAUGAACAAGAUCCUGGUGAAAUUGGCAAGAGUUUAGAGAUAAGAAGAAAAGAUAUAAUUGAUUUAGAAGAUGAAGACAUUGUAGCAAUGACAAGCGAUUGCCAUCUGUAUCGUACACUUAGGAAAUACCACCUAAAACCUGUUUCUCCAGAGGAGGAGAAUUUUCCAUUAGCCUAUUCUUUGGUUGUUCAUAAAGAUGCAGUAAUGGUAGAAAGGCUUAUACAUUCACUGUAUGGCCAUCAAAAUAUAUACUGCAUUCAUUAUGACCAAAAAGCAGCAAAAAAAUUCAAAUCUGCUAUGAACAAUCUAGCUAAAUGUUUCCCCAAUAUUUUCAUUGCAUCAAAAUUGGAAACAGUGGAGUAUGCACAUAUUUCAAGGCUGCAAGCAGAUUUCAAUUGUUUGUCUGAUUUGAUGGAUUCUUCAGUUCCCUGGAAGUAUGUUAUUAAUUUGUGUGGCCAAGAUUUCCCUUUGAGGUCAAAUUUCCAGUUGGUCGCUGAACUGAAAAAACUCAAUGGGGGAAAUAUGCUGGAAACUAUAAAGCCAAGCAGUAGCAAAAGAGAACGAUUUACUUAUCACCAUGAACUUAUGAAAGUGCCUUAUGAAUACAUGCAGAUGCCAGUGAAAACCAACAUUUCCAAGAAUUCACCACCCCAUAAUAUUGAGGUUUUUGUAGGCAGUGCCUAUUUUGUUUUAAGUCGAGGAUUUAUUCAAUAUACCCUUGAAAGCUCUCUUGCAAAAGAUUUUUUUGAUUGGUCAAGAGAUACUUACUCUCCAGAUGAACACUUCUGGGCCACUCUUGCACGUGUUCCUGGGGUCCCUGGGGAAAUCCCAAGGUCAGCACAGGAUAUAACAGAUUUACAAAGCAAAACACGUUUAGUGAAAUGGAAUUAUCUUGAAGACCAUUUGUAUCCCCCAUGCACAGGUAUCCACCUUCGCAGCGUAUGCAUCUAUGGGGCUGCAGAAUUAAGAUGGCUUAUGAAUUAUGGGCAUUGGUUUGCUAAUAAAUUUGACUCUAAAGUAGACCCUGUCCUAAUAAAAUGCUUGGCAGAAAAACUGGCAGAACAACAGAAAGAACUUGAGACAAAGACCUUUAUAUCUGCUGCAACAGGAAAACUGGAAGAGCCCAGUUGCCAGACAAAACUAAAAGAGAAAAGUAUGAGAACAAAUGAGCCAUGUGGCCUGACUUAGAGACCUGAAGUCCC